Molecule: messenger RNA, 987 nt
Organism: Pygoscelis adeliae (Adelie penguin)
Lineage: Eukaryota; Metazoa; Chordata; Aves; Sphenisciformes; Spheniscidae
Gene: MSL1
Product: male-specific lethal 1 homolog (Drosophila)
Exons: 3
Coding region: 1-987 (328 amino acids)
Cellular component (GO): MSL complex
Source: RefSeq, a predicted model, not a curated record
AUGCGGGUGCUGUGGGAGCCGAAGGGAUGGUGCGAGGCAGGGCACCACGCAGGCAGCUGCCCAGGGCUGGGGGAGCGGGGGGCGCACCCCCGGGAGCGCUCCCGCGAGGUGAGCCCUCGCCCUGCGUUGCAGCUCCUUGCGCGGAUCGAGCGCACGGAAAGGCGGGUGCAGCUGGUGAAGAAGGACAGCGAGCGGGAGAAGCACCGCAUCUUCCAGGGCUUCGAGGUAGACGAGAAGCCGGAGGCGGAGGCGUGCGAGAAGCUGCCGCUGGAGUGGGCCCCGGUGUGGGGCAAGGUUCCGCGCACCCAGCUCAGCUCCUCUUCCUCCCGCAGGAAGCCGACGUUUGGGAGCGCGGAGAGGAAGACGCCUGUUAAAAAACUGGUGUCCGAGUUCUCGAAAGUGAAGAGUAAAACUCCGAAGCACUCCCCGGGGAAGGAGGAAUCGGGCGGCUCCUUGUCCGAAACUGUUUGUAAACGAGAACUGCGGAGCCAAGAGACUCCAGAAAAACCCAGGUCGCUCCUGGAGACCCCGCUCCGAGCCUCGGCCCCGCCGAAGGGCCCCGGCGCCCACCCCAAGGAGAAGGGCUUCUUCAGCAGCGAGACAGACGACCUGCCCUAUCUCUCAACCACGGAAAUGUACUUGUGCCGCUGGCACCAGCCGCCCCCGUUGCCGCUGCCGUUGCGGGAGCCCUCCCCAAAGAAGGAGGAGACUGUAGCAAGUAAGAGAUGGAGAGCCCGCCGUGGCGCAGGCAGCAGCGUGCCAGGCAACCUGGACGACAGCAUCUUUUCGAAACGGCACGCGAAGCUGGAGCUGGAUGAGAAACGAAGGAAAAGGUGGGAGCAAAGAGGGCGAUGGGGGCCCGGGAUCCCCGGCAGAGCGGAUGGUCUGCGCCCCCUCCCGCAGGGAAGGGCCCCGGGGUGUCUCCGCGGGGCGGGGGACGGGACCUGGCCGCCCAGGGUGCAGCCGGCAGCUGGGAUGGGAACCUGA